GAGGCACACCUACUUGUGCCUUUUUAUAGGACUCUCUUACCAGUUUAUUUCCAUCAUUUUAUCUGUUUGAGUGUGAUUGAACACAAAUCUACCCGUUCUCCCAAGUCUCACGCUCAGAUUUCAUAAUAAACAGGAUGACUUCUCAUCAGCCCAAGCCCUUUGUCAUGGCACCCAUGUCCAACCAGUGGAGCUCUGGAAUCUGUGACUGCUGUCAGAAUGUACCAGAGUGUUGCUUCUCAUUUUGGUGCUUUCCCUGUUUUGCCUGUGCGACGGCUCGUAAGCACGGUGAGUGUCUGUGUCUGCCUUUGCUCGACAGCUUUGGAUGCAUUCCUCCAAUAACAAUGGCCAUGCGGGUAUCAGUGCGCAAUCGCUAUGGAAUCAAGGGAACUAUCUUUAAUGAUUGCCUUUAUUCCACCUUCUGUGGUAUCUGCACUUGGUGUCAGAUGUCUCGAGAAAUGAACGUCCGUGAAUAAAAUGACAACCUCGUCCACAAUCAAGCAAAAUAAAGGCAACUGGCAACCAACAACUUCCUUGUUCCUCAGUAUUCUGUACUAGGUACAAAGUAUGUCACCUGGUUGUUCUCGGUAACAUUAGAUGUGCACCAUUGUUUUUGUUCCGUUCAAUAAA
Carassius carassius (crucian carp) is the source of this 627-nucleotide messenger RNA. RefSeq names its product plac8 onzin related protein 5 (gene ponzr5). The record is from RefSeq and is a predicted model, not a curated record. The coding region runs from base 135 to 473 and encodes 112 amino acids. NCBI's taxonomy places the organism in Eukaryota, Metazoa, Chordata, Actinopteri, Cypriniformes, Cyprinidae. The transcript has 4 exons.